Neocloeon triangulifer is the source of this 1758-nucleotide messenger RNA. RefSeq lists its product as uncharacterized. NCBI's taxonomy places the organism in Eukaryota, Metazoa, Arthropoda, Insecta, Ephemeroptera, Baetidae. The record is from RefSeq and is a predicted model, not a curated record. Bases 347 to 1528 code for a protein of 393 amino acids. The transcript is spliced from 8 exons.
UUUUAGCAAUAUUAUUUUGUUAAAUGCGUACGAGGAGAGUAAACAAUCAAGCUAUGAUUUCGGCCUUUGUCACUGAAUGUCAACAGCUUGUUGAGGGAGCACGCAACAAAAAUGACAGAUUACAGCUAUUCUCUCCGGGCCGUCGAUACCUUAUCAAUAAAGGCGUGCGCUGGAUACACCUGCCCGACACAAUUCCCAUUCAUAAAAAUGCACGGCCCGCGUGAAAUAUUUACUUAUCGCCGCAUCCCCUGCGGAGGGGGCGCAGGCGCUUCAAAGCAAACAACACCCCAAAUACACGUCCAUCUAGUUGCUAGGUGACCGGGACACCAAACAAUGUGCUCUGAAGAUGGCAAAAAAACCUCUUGGCCCCAAUUCUCCACCACCACCUCGAGGGAGGGGUGAAAAUAAGAGUGGACAUGACUUGACCAUUCUCAAGACCGAACUGGAACACGAAAAAAGACUGAGGAGGACAAUAUUGUGGUCCAACCGCGAACUGCAAAGGAUUGUUUACGAAUUGGAAGAUGAGAUAAUUCAAUUGGAUUCAGAAGAUCCAGAUCUGCCCGACCCUGGUAAUGAGUGGUGGGUUAGAUUAGUAGCGCAGAACGAAAUCAACAAACAACUAGAACAGCAGAAAAAGUGGCUGGAGCUGGAGUUAGAACAAAUAAUUAAACAGAAAGAAGCCCGUCCUCCUAAAACCAUGAAUUUUGACUUAGAUUUGCUCACUGAGACUGAACUAAUUAGAUUAGUAAAACGGCUUGAGAGGCAGCGCACUGACAUGUACAGCACCUUAAGAAAUUUAGAAUGGAGACUUGAUCGUGAAGGGAGAGAGCAUCAGCGCUUAGCAGAAAUGAAAACGAUGCAGCAAGCUGAGCUCUAUCACUACACGAAGACACUAGACCGGCUCAACAAACAGUCGCAGAGGGCAACAAUAAAUAGCAAUUUUGCACCUUCCAUCAAGUUGAUAUCUGACCCAAAAUUGCCUCCAUUAGAUAUAGUUCAGCCUCCAGCAUCAACUUCAAAAUGGGGUCAAUCUUCUGAAACAAAGAGAACGUUCAACCCAAACAAGGGACCAAUUAGAAGAACCGCGGGAGUUAGAAAUUUGCCUAAACUCCAAGAUAAGAAAUCAAUUAUAACGACACCCAGGGGAAAAAUUGACAAAAGAACGCGCAGAAUUAAGUCGGGGAAUAAGCAGGAAAAGAGAAAGGAAGAUUCAAGAUCAGCAACCAAAACCAAUGAAGAAACCCCAAAAGCGGAAGAAAGCAACUCUACCAAAGGCUCAGCCUCAACUAACCGAGAAAAGUCGGAUCAAGGUGAUAAGGAAAAGGGCAAAUCUGAAGUUGCAGAUGCGGAUCAAGAACUAUCGAAACAGUUAUCGGAAAAGCUAGAAAUCACGGAAGACAGUACAAAAGAUAAAAAUAGCAGUAAAGAGGAAAAGUCAAAUAAAGCUGGCGGGGAUGGAAAGAAAGGUGGGAAGGAUAAAGACCAAUCGGGGGAAAAGAAACAAUCAAAGGAAAUUGAAUGUAAUUAAAUUUGCACAAUUAAUGAAUUUAUGUUAUAUUUAAGUACAUACAAAUUAUUGACCUUUCAAAAUCAAUAUCCUUGAUUCCUUUCAAGAAAAAUACUAGAGGUCAUGAUGUGAUUAAAUUUAAACUUAACCUGAUGAGCAAAUCAACACAAUAAAAGAGGGAAUUACUUCGCAUAUUUUUACUCAAGGUUGUCAAAAAAAUUGGCUUCCUGCCCCCAAGCAAAAAUGAUGGA